Messenger RNA from Durio zibethinus, 4653 nucleotides. Lineage: Eukaryota; Viridiplantae; Streptophyta; Magnoliopsida; Malvales; Malvaceae. The record is from RefSeq and is a predicted model, not a curated record.
AAUCCUACCCUAAAAUGGCUCAACUGGUGGGUCCUGACGAGAUAGAAUCUUUGCGAAUUGAGUUAGCGCAGAUCGGAAGGAGCACCAGGUCCUCCUUCAGAAGUCAUGCGUCAAGUUUCCGUAGUGUGAUUUGUGCACAUCAAAGUAAAGGUGACGAUGACGAUGAUGAUGAUGAUGAAUAUGCGUUGCAAUGGGCUGCAGUUCAGAGAUUACCGACGUUCGAGCGGAUUACUACUGCUUUGUUUGACGACAAGGAAGAGAAUGGAACGUCAGGCAAUGGAAAUAUCAAAGGGAAACGGGUUGUUAAUGUUACCAAACUUGGAGCUGAUGAGCGACACAUGUUCGUAGAGAAGCUCAUCAAACAAAUCGAAAAUGAUAACCUGCGGUUGUUGCAGAAACUCAGAGACAGAAUUGACAAGGUAGGGGUAAAGUUGCCAACUGUGGAAGUAAGAUAUAAGAAUCUCUAUGUCGAAGCAGAAUGCCAGUUAGUUCAUGGCAAGCCUCUUCCCACUCUCUGGAACGCCACUAAAAGCAUGCUUUCAGGUUUGAUCAAUCUGUUUGGUUCAAAACAAGAAGUCAAGAUAAACAUCCUAAAAGAUGUCAGCGGCAUCAUUAAACCAGGAAGAAUGACUUUAUUGCUUGGCCCUCCAGGAUGUGGCAAAAGCACAUUACUGCUGGCGCUUUCUGGGAAACUAAGCCAUUCUCUUAAGGUAGCAGGGGAAAUAACUUACAAUGGUUUCAGACUAGAAGAAUUUGUUCCUUGGAAAACCUCCGCUUAUAUAAGCCAAUAUGAUCUGCAUACCCCAGAGAUGACAGUUAGGGAAGUACUAGAUUUUUCUGCACGAUUUCAGGGAAUAGGAAGUCGAGCUGAAAUCAUAAAAGAAGUCAGCAGAAGAGAGAAGCAGGCGGGAAUAGUCCCUGAUCCUGACAUAGAUGCUUACAUGAAGGCAAUAUCAGUUGAAGGUCAGGAAAGUACUCUCCAAACAGAUUAUAUUUUAAAGAUUCUUGGACUAGACAUCUGCGCUGACACCAUGGUUGGGGAUACCAUAAGAAGAGGUAUCUCAGGUGGUCAAAAGAAAAGAUUGACAACAGGCGAGAUUAUCGUGGGGCCAACAAAAGCUUUGUUCAUGGAUGAAAUAUCAAAUGGCCUAGACAGUUCAACCACUUUCCAAAUCGUGUCCUACCUUCAGCAUCUGGUGCAUAUUAAUGAUGCUACUGCAUUGAUAUCACUUCUUCAGCCUGCUCCGGAGACGUUUGAUCUCUUUGACGAUGUUAUUCUGAUGGCGGAAGGGAAAACUGUGUAUCAAGGCCCACGCACUUACAUUUGCAAAUUCUUUGAGGACUGUGGAUUUAAGUGUCCGGAAAGAAAGGGCAUCGCUGACUUCCUUCAGGAGGUAAUCUCAAGAAAAGAUCAAGCGCAGUAUUGGUUCUAUAAAGAGCAACCUUACAGUUAUGUUUCUGUUGACCAGUUCAUAAAAAGAUUCAAAGAAUGUCAUAUUGGCCAGAAUUUAGAUGAGGAGCUCUCAAAACCAUUUCACAAGUCUCAAAGCCACAGAAAUGCUCUAUCCUUCAAAUCAUACUCCCUGAAUAAAUGGGAGCUGUUUAAAGCUUGCUCAAUGAAAGAAUUACUUCUAAUGAAGAGAAAUUCUUUUACUUACGUGUUUAAAGCUGUACAGCUUGUCAUAAUUGCUUCAAUAACAAUGACAGUUUUCCUGCGCACUCGAAUGGCUGUUGAUGCCAUCCAUUCAAGUUAUUUUAUGGGUUCUUUGUUUUAUGCCCUUGUGAUACUUCUUGUUGACGGGUUUCCAGAAUUGAGCAUGACUGUUUCAAGAAUUGCAGUAUUCUACAAGCAGAGAGAGUUGUGCUUCUACCCUGCUUGGGCUUAUGCGAUUCCUGCAGCAAUCCUAAAAUUUCCACUUUCACUUUUGGAGUCCUUUGUGUGGACGUCUAUGACUUAUUAUGUCAUAGGCUACAGCCCUGAGGUUGGAAGGUUCUUCCGCCAAUUCCUUCUAUAUUUUGGUGUGCACCUAGCAUCAAUAUCCAUGUUUCGUUGUAUUGCCUCGCUGUUCCAAACUAUAGUUGCUUCCACAACAGUUGGUGCUUUGGCCAUUAUGAUUAUUUUACUGUUCGGUGGCUUCAUUCUCCCGAGACCAUCUCUGCCUAGUUGGCUGGAAUGGGGAUUUUGGCUUUCUCCUUUGACGUAUGGUGAGAUAGGCCUAACUGUGAAUGAAUUUCUUGCUCCUCGGUGGGAAAAGGUAAUGUCUGGAAAUACAAGCUUAGGGCAACAAACUCUAGAAAGUCGAGGAUUGGGCUUUGAUAGCUACUUUUACUGGAUAUCAAUUGCAGCAUUAUUUGGGUUCAUGCUAUUUUUCAAUGUUGGUUUUACCUUUGCUUUGACUUUCUUGCAGCCUCCAGGAAAGUCUCAGGCUAUUAUUUCUUUUGAAAAGUACUCUCAACUACACAGAAAUAAAGAAGACAAAGAUAGUUUACAAGACGAAAGUAAACCCACCGUUGAUCAACUUACUGCUGUUAUUUGCAAUUACACAGGACAAAUGGCUUUACCUUUUGAGCCGUUAACAUUAACGUUUCAGGAUGUGCAGUACUAUGUAGACACCCCAUUGGAAAUGAAAGAACGAGGUUAUAAGCAUAAAAAGCUACAGCUUCUCUCCGACAUUACUGGUGCAUUCAGGCCAGGUGUUUUGACAGCAUUGAUGGGUGUCAGUGGAGCAGGGAAAACAACUCUUAUGGAUGUUCUUUCUGGAAGGAAAACUGGUGGUUUUAUUGAAGGAGAUAUUAGAAUUGGUGGGUACCCAAAGGCUCAAGAUACAUUUGCAAGGGUAUCAGGUUACUGUGAGCAAAAUGAUAUAAACUCUCCUCUAAUCACUGUGGAAGAAUCACUAGUAUAUUCUGCUUCCUUGCGCCUUCCAUCUCAGAUUGAUUCAAAAACUAAGGCUGAAUUUGUUAAUAAGGUUAUCGAAACUAUAGAGCUUGAUGGGGUAAGAGAUACUUUAGUAGGCAUACCAGGAGUCAAUGGGUUAUCAACUGAGCAGCGGAAAAGGCUGACCAUAGCUGUGGAGCUUGUCGCCAAUCCAUCUAUCAUAUUUAUGGAUGAGCCUACUUCAGGAUUAGACGCAAGAGCGGCUGCAAUUGUAAUGAGAGCAGUGAAAAAUGUUGUUGAAAUGGGAAGGACAGUUGUUUGCACCAUCCACCAACCAAGUAUUGACAUAUUUGAGGCAUUUGAUGAGUUGAUUUUGAUGAAAACUGGGGGACGGAUUAUCUAUUCUGGCCCGCUGGGUGAAAGCUCCAGCAGGGUUAUUGAAUACUUUCAGAAUGUCCCUGGAGUGCCCAAGAUUAAAGAUAACUAUAAUCCAGCAACAUGGAUGUUGGAAGUUACUACUAAAUCAAUAGAGGCUGGAAUUGGUAUAGAUUUUGCGCAAAUUUAUGAGGGCUCAACCUUGUAUAAGGAAAAUAAGGAGUUGAUUAAGCGGUUGAGCUCACCGACUCCUGGUUCAACAGAUUUAUAUUUUCCGACUCGCUUCCCUCAGAAUGGUUGGGAACAGUUCAAAGCAUGCCUGUGGAAACAGUUUUUGUCUUAUUGGAGAAGUCCUUCUUACAAUUUGACGCGCAUCAUUUUUAUGUCUGCCUCGUCUCUGCUGUUUGGCAUACUAUUCUGGCAGCAAGGAAAGAAAAUAAAUAACCAACAAGACCUGUUCAAUAUAGUUGGUUCGAUGUAUGCUGCCAUAAUUUUCUUUGGCAUAAACAAUUGUUCAACAGUUCUACCACUUGUUGCAACAGAGCGUGCAGUUUUUUACCGGGAAAGAUUUGCAGGAAUGUACUCUUCAUGGGCCUAUUCAAUGGCGCAGGUGCUUGUUGAGAUUCCAUACUUGUUUACCCUAGCAAUUAUUUAUAUCGUCAUCACAUAUCCAAUGAUCGGCUACUAUUGGUCGACCUAUAAAAUAUUUUGGUCAUUCUACAGCAUGUUUUGUUCGCUGCUAUACUUCAACUACUUGGGGAUGAUGCUGGUGUCACUGACUCCAAAUAUUCAAGUGGCGUCCAUUGUGGCAUCAUCUACCUACACGAUGAUGAAUUUGUUUUCUGGAUUCAUACUACCAAAACCACAAAUACCAAAGUGGUGGCUGUGGCUGUUUUAUUUAUGUCCCACGUCUUGGGCACUUAAUGGCAUGCUUGCUUCGCAGUAUGGAGAUAUUGAAAAAGAAAUAAUGGCUUUUGGAGAAACUAAGACGGUUGCUGCUUUCUUAGAAGAUUACUUUGGUUUUCACCACAAUUUUUUAGGCAUGGUAGCUGUUGUUCUAUUUAUCUUCCCUGUUCUGUUUGCUACCCUUUUUGCUUUCUUUAUUGGAAGACUGAAUUUUCAAAAGAGGUAGGUGUUCUACUUCGACUGCUGGUAUACGAUGGAGUUAAAUGAAUAAUAGUAGUAGAUAUUUUUAUUCACUUUUGUUUCUAUAUAUUGUGUACAUUUAUGGGUCUAUCAAGCUAAACCAGGUGAGAAAAUUACUUUAUGCCAAAAUCAAAUAAGAAAGUCUUAGAGUGGCUGCAGAGUGAAUUAAUUACCAAAACCGAAAGAGUGGGAACAUCCUUCCGCGAAACGUGAAAGCCGAUUACGUCUAUUUUAUGACAUGAAUAACUAUUGCU